This is a messenger RNA of Nerophis lumbriciformis (worm pipefish), 1839 nucleotides long. It is a transcript of the gene eno1a, whose product is annotated as enolase 1a, (alpha). Gene Ontology annotation, biological process: glycolytic process. Gene Ontology annotation, molecular function: phosphopyruvate hydratase activity; magnesium ion binding. Lineage: Eukaryota; Metazoa; Chordata; Actinopteri; Syngnathiformes; Syngnathidae. The record is from RefSeq and is a predicted model, not a curated record. Gene Ontology annotation, cellular component: phosphopyruvate hydratase complex.
CGGCUCUCAGCCAAUGGCGUGGCUCCGUGGCCCGAGUCUGUCUCGAGUCUGUCCACUUAUCAUCCAGCGCUGCACGUCACCGUCGCCUUGUCUGCCUGCCCGCUCCGGAGAGACAGCAGCGUCCUUGCACACAGUUAGGCCGGAAAGAUCAGUAACCAUGUCCAUCCUGAAGGUCCACGCUCGUGAAAUCUUUGACUCCCGUGGCAACCCCACUGUGGAGGUUGAUCUCUACACCAAGAAAGGUCUCUUCAGAGCUGCAGUGCCCAGCGGUGCCUCCACGGGCAUCUACGAGGCUCUGGAGCUCCGUGACAAUGACAAAACUCGCUACAUGGGCAAAGGUGUCUCAAAAGCUGUUGAGCAUAUCAAUAAAUCAAUUGCACCUGCACUGGUUAGCAAGAAUGUGAACGUUCUUGAGCAGGAGAAGAUUGACAAGCUGAUGUUGGACAUGGAUGGAACAGAGAACAAAUCUAAAUUUGGUGCUAAUGCCAUCCUGGGCGUGUCCCUGGCUGUGUGCAAGGCUGGUGCUGCUGAGAAGGGUGUGCCACUCUACCGUCAUAUUGCUGACCUGGCUGGCAACCCUGAAGUCAUCCUCCCUGUGCCUGCAUUCAAUGUCAUCAAUGGUGGCUCCCACGCGGGCAACAAGCUGGCCAUGCAGGAGUUCAUGAUCUUGCCUGUGGGCGCCAGCACCUUCAAGGAGGCCAUGCGUAUUGGUGCUGAAGUCUACCACAACUUGAAGAAUGUUAUCAAGGAGAAAUACGGCAAAGACGCCACCAAUGUGGGAGACGAGGGGGGCUUUGCACCCAACAUCCUGGAGAACAAGGAAGCUCUGGAGUUGCUGAAGAAUGCCAUCGGCAAGGCUGGCUACACUGACAAAAUUGUUAUCGGCAUGGAUGUGGCCGCCUCAGAGUUCUACAAAGGUGGAAAGUACGACCUGGACUUCAAGUCUCCUGAUGACCCCAGCCGCUACAUCUCCUCCGACAAGCUGGCUGACCUCUACAGAAGCUUCGUCAAAGAUUACCCUGUUGUGUCCAUUGAGGACCCCUUCGACCAGGAUGACUGGGAGGCGUGGGCCAAAUUUACAGCCAACACCAGUAUCCAGGUGGUGGGCGACGACCUCACCGUCACCAACCCCAAGCGCAUCGCCAAGGGCGUGGCCGAAAAGUCCUGCAACUGCCUGCUGCUCAAAGUCAACCAGAUUGGCUCGGUCACAGAGUCUCUGCAGGCCUGCAAGAUGGCCCAGAGCAACGGCUGGGGUGUGAUGGUCAGCCACCGCUCUGGAGAGACCGAAGACACGUUCAUUGCUGACCUUGUGGUCGGUCUCUGCACUGGACAGAUUAAGACCGGUGCACCCUGCCGAUCUGAGCGCUUGGCCAAGUACAACCAGCUGCUCAGGAUUGAAGAGGAGCUCGGCAGCAAGGCCCGUUUCGCCGGCCAGAAUUUCAGGCACCCACUGUAAGCUCGGUGUGUCCAGCACUCAUACUUACGCCACGCUAAGUCGCCUGCUGUGUCCCAAGAGAACACCACGUAUAUCUGAGGUCCAAAAUGUGUGGUCUGCAGCACGGUGAAGCAUCAAGCACCUAAAACAGCCACAUCCUCAUAAAAGUAUGCUUUAGCUCCUAAAUAUGUCCCUUUGUUCGUGUUUGUCUAUCUGAGACCUUUGUGUAGCUUUUUGUGAGUUGUAGUUAUUCUUGGUCGUCCUACUGAGCACUAGAGCUACUGUAACUUUAGUACUGUAUCAAGCAGUGGAAAGAGUAUAAUGUGUGCAAUGUGUCGCGUCUGACAAAGUCUUGUGUUGCUGUAAGCGUUGGCAGAAAUACAUAAUAAAAAUAUAGUUUAAAA